AUGAAGUCAUUAAAAGAGAGAAAGAAAGAUUUUAAUGAUCCAUUCUAAUAAUUUUCAAGAAAGAAAGAGUUUUUUUUAUAAAAUAAUGUAAGAGGAGUUGAUUUGACAAGAGAAGAAUAAAUAUUAAUGAAUUUAUAAGCUUAGGAAGUAGAUGCUUUGAGAAUGAUUUCAAGAAUUCCAAUAGGUACAGAGAUAUACAGAUUUAAGAUGGAAUAAUAUAAGGAAUUGUCAACAAUGAGAGCAGAGAUGGAAAAGAUAAUUUAAGAAUAAAGAUUAUAGAGAGUAAGAAGAAAUUUUGAGAAAAAGAGAAGAGAAAAGGAUAAAGAAUUUGAGAAUAAUAAAUGGGUAGAUGAUUAAAGGAAAUUUAUAAUAGAGAAUAGAUUGAGAAAUGAUUUUGGAGAGGUUAGAAAAGAGAGUCAUUUAUAUGAUCCAGCUGAAGGAUUAGUUAUUCAUUGGGAUUAUGUAUUAGGAUUACCAAGAAAAACUAAAUUAGCGUAAUUUGUUUUUGCAGUAUUUAAUAAUAUGCAACAAUUAAAUUAACCAAAAUUAAUAGAACCAUAUGAUUGUGAAAUAGAAGGAGAGAGUUCAACUAGAGUAUUGAUAGGAGAAACUAGUUAAUUAUAUGAGAUUCCUGCUCAUUAAGAAGUAUUAUUAAUAAUAGAAGUUUAAUUACCAGUAAGUAAAAGAUUAGAAGAAAACAUUGGUAAGACUUAAUCAUAUGGUUGGACAUAAAUAGAUUUAUUUGAUUAAUAAAGAUAAUUAAAGAGAGGCAAAUUUAAAUGUCCAUUAUAUAAAGGACCAACAGAUGCUACUAUUACAAUAGAAAAUAUUGCAAAGUUAGAACCUAUUCCUAAUGCAUGGUUUCAUAUGAGAAUUACAUAUCCAAAUGACGAAGAUUUAGGAUAAGUUAGAUCUAUAUAUCCAGAAUAAACAGCUUUGGAAUAUAAUAUACCAUAUAUUCAUUUAAGAAGCUUAUUUGAUAGAAAUUAUGAAGCUGCUAUUGAAGGGAAGGAACCAAAGAAUAAAGAUAAUGGAGAAUUCAGUUUAAAUGGUUAAAAUUAUAAAGUAACAGAAUAAGUUGAAGUCUUUGGAAAUAAAAGAAAAGCUACUCCAUAAUUAAAAGAAUAUGUAUUAAAGGGAGAUAUGAGAAAAGGUUAUAGAAUUUAAAUACAUUUCAUUUAAAAUAAGAUUGCUAAUAAUUUUAUGAGGAUUAUGUGUUCAGCAUUUUAAGAAUAACAAGUAAUGUUUGAUCCUAGUGGAUAACCACUUGCAUUUAAUACUACUAUUCAUGAUCCUAGUAGUCCUAAUCCUGGAUAAAAUACAGAAUCUAAUCCAUUACCACUUGUUGAAGCAGAUCCUUAAAUGAAAGAAAUUAGUAAUAAAGCAGCUAGAUCUAUUCUUAUUGAAUUCAAUGAAGAAUUUCGCUUUUUUAUAAUUACUAAGAAUAAGCUAUGAUGACUGGAAAAGUAUUAUUAUUAUUAUCAUAGUUAUUCAGACUAUUUAUCUUUUAUACUAUUUGUUAAACCUGAUGGUAGUGUUAGAACUGGAAGAAAUACUUUAAAUCUAUAUAAUCCUCCACUUAAAAGACCUCCAUUAGAUGAAUCUAAUGUAAUUACACUCUCUAUUCUGAUAGUUAUCACAAUCUGGAAUCAAAUUAGAUUACUCCUUGUAUGACUUUGAAUAUAAUGAUGAAGAUAUGAUCAAAUGCAAAAAUUAAAGAGUCUUUUGA
Molecule: messenger RNA, 1729 nt
Organism: Paramecium sonneborni
Lineage: Eukaryota; Ciliophora; Oligohymenophorea; Peniculida; Parameciidae
Source: the annotation of a GenBank genome assembly